Molecule: messenger RNA, 1278 nt
Organism: Diutina rugosa
Lineage: Eukaryota; Fungi; Ascomycota; Pichiomycetes; Serinales; Debaryomycetaceae
Gene: RMT2
Product: protein-arginine N5-methyltransferase
Exons: 1
Coding region: 1-1278 (425 amino acids)
Biological process (GO): peptidyl-arginine methylation
Cellular component (GO): nucleus; cytoplasm
Molecular function (GO): protein arginine N5-methyltransferase activity
Source: RefSeq, a predicted model, not a curated record
AUGCUGGAUCUCCACCAGUUGUGUCUCCUCACACAACGGCCUAUCACUUCAGAGUACUCCCAGAAGCUACGGAGUCUCCUCGAGUCGGGGAUCCCCGCCACCUACACUCUAGAACAGGCGGCGGCUUAUAACGCCGAAGAACAAGGUCUCGAGGCCCCGGAGACGUCUGGCGACACCACCCCGCUUCACAUUUUGUGCAGCGCCUACCCUGAAGAUGCUACGGCUGAUGAAACCGCAGUGGUGCUUGAAUUGAUGGACAUUCUUAUGGAAUACGGUGCAGGGUGGAACCACACCGAUGGCGACAACCGCACCCCCGGGUGUGUGCUUGUCAACCGCAAAUUGACUGAUACCCCAUUAUAUAAGCGGAUGGUGAGUGCUGGUGUCCAAGCGGAGUUGUUAUUGCGUAAAGUGAGUGAAUACGAUAUGGAGGUGUUGAGUGACGAUGAAGUCGCCCAAUUAGAACUCCAACAAGCUGAGGAAACUGAACAACCAGAACCUGAAACCAAAGAAGAAACUGAGACCAAACAGCUGGAAACUAAGGUGGAACCCGAAGAGGACGAUGGGCAGGAUGCUCCGGAUGCGCCGUCGCUCAACCAAACCCUGUACUUAAACACGAAGCUCGAGUACACCGACGACGCCUUGGUCACCGCCGAACGCAAGGACGGGGUGAUGAUGGCGUGGGAGACCCAGCUUAUGGAGCUCGGCGCCAACCUGCUCUUCGCUCAGGCGGAACCCGAUAACGCCGUCGUGCUCAAUAUCGGGUUCGGCAUGGGCAUCAUCGACACCUUCAUUCAACAGAAACAACCCAAAAAGCAUUACAUCUGCGAGGCCCACCCGGACGUCCUCGCCAAGAUGAAACAAGACGGCUGGUACGCUAAGCCCAAUGUCGUCGUGUUGGAGGGGAGAUGGCAGGACAACUUGGAUACGCUCUUGCUGGAGGGGGUAUUUUUUGACGGCAUAUAUUACGACACGUUCUCCGAGCACUACGCCGACAUGCUUGAGCUUUACGACUACGUGGUUGGUCUCUUAAAGCCUCAGGGUGUAUUCCUGUUCUUUAACGGGCUCGGGGCCGAUCGCCAGGUGGUGUACGACGUGUACAAGGAGCUCGUCGACUUGGACUUGAGCAACUACGGGCUCACGUGCAAGUUUGAACCUGUGCCUGUCCCCGCCGAGAACAUGGCCAACGUGUGGGAUGAAGUCAAGCGCCUGUACUGGGCGUGCCCCACCUACUACCACCCCCAGGCCCUGUUUGCUGCAUUUGAAGACGACACCAUAUAA